AUUACAGUGGAGUGAAGUAUUGCAUAAAUACCGCACGUACCGAAUAUUAUUUUCAUCAGUUGCUGAGUAACGCUAACAAGUACCGUUUAAAAAUUUAUGUUCAAUUGUUAUAAACGAAAUGGCUCCAACAUUGUACGAUAUCCCAUCAAGUCCCCCAUGCAGAGCUGUUUAUCUUUUACUGAAGGCAGCUGGUUUGCAAGCUAAUUUCAAAACUCUAGACGUCCUUGGAGGAGAACACAAAAAACCCGAAUUUACCAAGAUUAAUCCUCAACAGACUGUCCCAACGUUGCAAGAUGAUGACGGAUUUGUUAUUUCGGACAGUCAUGCAAUAAUGGUCUACCUAAUGGAAAGGUAUGGCAAAAAUAAUUCCUUAUAUCCAAAUUGUCCCAAAGCACGGGCAGUUAUAAACCAAAUGCUUCAUUUUGAUAGUGGAAUCCUGUUUCCCAGAUUGCGUGCUUUAACGAUAAAAAUUUUCUUCCACAAUAGUAAGGAAAUUCCACAAGAAAAACUUGAUGACAUAAAACAAGCAUAUGCUUGGGCGGAAGCCUUUUUGCAAAACAAAAAUUAUUUCGCUGGCGACAAUUUAACGAUUGCAGAUUUUAGCAUCGUAUCAACUAUUACAAGUCUGAUGUUCUUUGUACCCUUGACUUCAUCUAAUUAUCCAAAAUUGCAUGCCUGGCUGAAGAGGAUGGAAAGCCUUCCGUAUUACAAGGAGGCAAAUCAAGAUGGUACAGAUCAGCUCUAUCAAUCAUUGAAGCAGAAAUUACAAAGUUACAUGGCUCCAAUCUUAUACCAAAUUGCCGGAAGUCCUCCGUGCAGGGCUGUAUUUCUAUUGGCCAAAGCAACUAAUUUUAAUUUGGUUUAUAAACGAGUCAAUCUGCUUGUUGGAGAACACAAAACGCCCGAAUUCACAAAGCUUAAUCCUGAACAAAUCGUUCCCACUCUUCAAGAUGAUGAUGGAUUUGUUAUGUGGGAUAGCCAUGCUAUUAUGAUAUACCUUUUAGACAAAUAUAUCAAAAAUGAUUCUCUAUACCCAAAAGAUCCUCAAAAGAGGGCGAUUGUCAACCAAAGACUAUUUUUUGAAAGUACCAUUCUGUUCCCAAGAAUGCGUGCAUUAACCAUAAAAAUUGUUCAACGGGGAAGCAAAGAAGUACCCCAAGAAAAACUUGAAGACAUCGAAGAAGGAUAUCACUGGGCUGAAGCAUUCCUAGAGAAAACGGAUUAUUUUGCUGGAAAUGAAUUAACAAUCGCCGAUUUCAGUAUAGUAUCUACCGUUACAAGCUUAAUGUAUUUUGUGCCGCUUACUCCUUCUAUUUAUCCUCGCAUGUGUACGUGGCUCAAGAGAAUGGAAAGUCUUCCAUAUUAUAAAGAAGCUAAUCAAAAAGGCACUGAGGAAUUUUAUGAAUUGUUGAACAGUAAAUUACAAAAAUAAUACUAUUAAUUUCACUUAUCAAGCAAAUUAUGCGCUCGAGAUACACAUAUAAUUCAUUAAGACAUUUGCUCAAAUAAAACUUAAAUUUAAUAUGUUAAUAAAUAAGUUGUUUUCUCCUAAAAGUAUGUACCUAUAGAUGUAGGAUAUCAAUUUAUUUAACGAUAAUAAGUACUUGCAAAUUAUUUGAAUAAACAGUAUUUUUUAAUAAAAUA
Molecule: messenger RNA, 1644 nt
Organism: Agrilus planipennis (emerald ash borer)
Lineage: Eukaryota; Metazoa; Arthropoda; Insecta; Coleoptera; Buprestidae
Gene: GstE8
Exons: 6
Coding region: 119-1432 (437 amino acids)
Biological process (GO): glutathione metabolic process
Molecular function (GO): glutathione transferase activity
Source: RefSeq, a predicted model, not a curated record